This is a messenger RNA of Fusarium vanettenii 77-13-4, 1740 nucleotides long. RefSeq lists its product as uncharacterized. Gene Ontology annotation, molecular function: chitin synthase activity. The coding region runs from base 1 to 1740 and encodes 579 amino acids. The record is from RefSeq and is a predicted model, not a curated record. Lineage: Eukaryota; Fungi; Ascomycota; Sordariomycetes; Hypocreales; Nectriaceae. The transcript is spliced from 3 exons.
AUGGACCCUCUAUCCAUCGCGACUGGCUGCGCCGGUUUGAUUACGGCCAUCGGCGGCCUGUCUAUCAACCUCCACUCGUUUGUUCGGACGUGUCGAGAGGCUCGUGGCGACCUUGAUAGCGUCUCACGUGAGCUGCUGUCUUUGCAGACCAUUCUUGAGCUCAUUAAAGAAGACGCGUCUGAUUCGAGCAAGCCUUUCCCAAAGACUCUGAACCAGCAUAUCACAGCUAUUCUUGGCAAUUGCAAUUUGGUGGUGUCUGAGAUCCAGACUUGCAUCACAAAGUAUGGCCAAGAUCGGCUCAAGACCCGAGUGGCCUGGGCCAUCAACGGACAGGGUGACAUCAGCAAACUGCGUUCAAGUCUAGAGGCCCAUAAGACGGCACUGGAGAUUGCUCUAGACAUGCUGGCCCUCCACCUGACGAAAGAGAUCAAAGCCGACACAACAGAAAUUCGCAAUGAUACUGCCGCGAUAAAAGAGGACACAACUCAGAUCCUGGAAGAGAUUGCUCGACUGCAGGCCCGACUCCCUCCAGACGCUGCUGCCGCUGCAUCAAACGACUUUAUCCUUCAGAGGUUCUUUGAGGAGAUGACAACUUAUACUGAGCAAGCACUUGAUGCAAACAGUUCCAAACGACUGUCAUUUGAUGAGGGCCCAGAAGAAGGUGUCGCGCCUCUACUUCAACAGGACUCCUGGCCCUACCACUCCAUGUCAAGCUCGUCCAAGCAAAGUUCGCGGGGCGAAUCAUGGGCCUCGAGUCAAAUCCAGAAUCCUUAUUGGGAUUCGGAGGCCACUAGCAACACGUCUUUCCCAACAAUUGUCAAUGAAAGUCACGGAGAGAUAGAGGAUGCUCUUGACCGACCUGAAGACACAUAUGGCCAGAACGCGGACGAAAAUGCAUCCACUGAACGUCAGGAAAUUUCUGGUUUCGAAAUUCCAGUGUCUGACAAACUCCUCAACAAGCAUCCUUCUUCUUUCCGUCAUGAGAGAGAAUUUACUCGCUGUAGGCAUUCCACCAUCACCUGUUCUCCUGAGAAAUUCGCAAAACUCGACUUUACAUUUCGGCAUGUCGGUUUCGAACCCCCAAGACAAAUCGAAAUUAUUCUAUUCUUUCCCAUUUCCUCCUCAGAGGAUACAGACUCCUUCUAUAGGCGAUGGAACUUUAUGAUUGCGUCCUGCCAUUUCUCAAUAUGGCCGCCAAGAGCAUCAGGUGUACCCCCAUGGAAACAGAUACUGGUUCAUAUCAAUUGCGACACAAGCUUGGAUAGGAUAGAUCCACUUAUCCGGAAGUACCUACACCAAAAGGGUAUCCUUAACACCCUUAAAGCAGACAGGAAGGCUAUCGCCGGAGGGACAAUCCAAGCCGAGAUUGUUGAGUAUACGAUGUAUCCAGACUUUACGCCCAUCCAAGUUAUCUUGACAGCCUACUGUAACGGCUCCCACUUUCAUAUGCCCGGUGUUGAUAUGAUAUACUCACAAACCGGGUGGUACCACUCAUUGUGCGCCCUUCUCGGAGCCGGAAUGGUCAUUACAAUGCCUGGUGACCCGAGCGAGAUCCCAGAGCGGAGAUCUGAACAUACACAGUUCCUUUCAGAGGCAUGGGCAAACAAACGAGACAUCUCGGGCCUCAGAACCUACAAUGGCAUCACUGUUACACCCCUAAGAGAGUACCUGUCGAUGCCAAUGAGGAAAAGGCCCAAGCCAAAGGGCAUCUUUGCGAAAAUACGUACCAGUUUCUCAUAG